AUGUCGACGAAAGUGGCAGAUGAAGAACGAUUUGAAGACAACACAUCCAUUCAGCAAGGAGAUCUGGUCAAAGAUGCUCCAGGUGGAAGUGUACCAAAGGUACAUUUCAAGCUGUGGCAGACCUUGGGCAUGAACUUCUCAAUAACGAAUACCCCGAUCUCUGUGGGAGCAUACCUAUCACUUAUCAUCGGUCUUGGAGGUUUUCCAUACUACGUAUGGUGCUUCAUCUUCGCUGGAUUCUUCCAGCUGAUUCUUGGAUUGGUGGUUGCAGAGAUUGCUUCUGCUAUGCCUCACUCGUCCGGACCCGCACAUUGGAUAGGGGUUCUGAGUCCACCCAGAUACGCCAAGAAGAUGCAGUAUCUUGUCGGCUGGCUAACCAUUGCCCUCUGGUGGUUCGUGUCAGCAGGAAACAUGCUGUACUUAGGCCAAUACGUCGCUGGCUUCGCAGAAGCUAUGAACCCUGGCUACAAGGCAGAUACGUGGCAAGUCUACUUGAUCGCAAACGCCUUUGCGCUCCUCAUCACGAUACUCAAUUUACCCGGCUUCUUCAAGCUGACACCUCAUCUCAUGACGGCAGCGGUCGUUGUCAUCAACGCUACCUGGAUAUUCGUCUUCGUAGCGAUGCUGGUGCGAGCGGAGCCGAAAGCAACCGCUCGUGCAGUCUUCGUGGACGUGGUCAACGAAUCCGGUUGGUCCUCAGACGGUCUGGUCUUCUUCCUGGCGCUUUUACCGGGACUUCUAUCGAUCAGCGGCUUCGACUCCUGCACCCAUAUUACCGACGAGGUUCCUUCGCCGAGCAAGGACAUCCCAAUGGUCAUCAUCGGUUCAUCACUCUUGAGUGCGUUUACUGGAUUUGCCAUGAUCGUGAUGUUCUCGUUCUGUACAGUCAGUCCUGAAGGCUUACUGGAUCCAUAUGGUCACCAGCCUCUUCUGAAUGUACUGAAGGACGGCCUGCGAUCCGAUGCUCUAUUCUGCAUCGCAACGACUGCAAUAAUUUUGACGAUAUUCGUUGCAACACUGGCCACUUUCACCAGCUGGAACAGACUAUACUGGUCCUUCUCCCGGACGAACGGUCUGCCAUUUUCGGCCGCUACCUCGAAGCUGGUCUCCAAAGAUCGCAUCCCUAUGAACGCACUGAUAGUCAAAUUGGUGCUUACAGUUGCCCUUGGCGCCAUCGGGAUCGGCUCGUUGACCGCUUUGAACGCAAUCUUCGGCUCCAGUGCAAUACUUGCUCUUCUGUCCUAUCUUUUGAAUCUGAUUAUGGCAAUACUCCGUGGGAGAGAAUCUCUCAACCCAAACAGAUGGCUCAACCUUGGGCGAUGGGGGCUACCACUACAAGUUGUUGCUGCUGUUUGGUGUGUCUUUGCAUCAGUAUGGCUUUGCUUUCCGCUAUAUCUGCCAGUGACCCCUGAUACUAUGAAUUGGACUGUGGUGAUCGCGCCGGGCAUCGUUAUACUGGCUUUUGGCUAUUACGCCAUCUUCCGCAAACGGAUGAAUGAUCCAGAUAUGUAA
Molecule: messenger RNA, 1512 nt
Organism: Zasmidium cellare ATCC 36951
Lineage: Eukaryota; Fungi; Ascomycota; Dothideomycetes; Mycosphaerellales; Mycosphaerellaceae
Exons: 2
Coding region: 1-1512 (503 amino acids)
Biological process (GO): transmembrane transport
Cellular component (GO): membrane
Molecular function (GO): transmembrane transporter activity
Source: RefSeq, a predicted model, not a curated record